AUGGGUCUCCCUAAGUACGCUGCAUUCAAAAGCGAAAAAGCUGGGAAGUACCUUCAAUACCUUCAUGAAGGUCCAAUUAAAGGUAACCUACAAUACUCUUCUGAUAACGUUGCGAACAUGUUCUCAAAGUUCACAUUGGAGCCAUCCAAGACGAGUAAUUAUGUAAACAUAAGAUGUUGCUACAACAACAAGUUCUGGGCUUCUUCCAACGACGACAAUCACAUGAUCACUCCCUCCCUUAGCAAGCCCGCCGAAAACGAAUUCUUAUCACCAUGCACAUUGUUUAGGAUUGUCAAAGCUCCGGCAGAAGGAGCUUACUAUUUAUUGGAUGUGUUGCGUCAAUCGUAUGUCUGUCGAUGUACCACCAGCAAAAUUCAUGAGAAUUGCCUCACAACUAGAUACGGCAACCAAGAUCAUUACUACGACAGAUCUCACAUAUUAAUCGACUUCGAAACCAUCGUCAUGCUCCCCAAACAUGUGGCAUUUAAAUGCGACAUAGAAAAGUAUCUGUGCAACUAUUGGUACGAGAAUCAUGAAUAUCUCAAAUUCGAUUCCGAUGACAUUGGAUUCUCGAAGGUAGGCCACCAAGUGUUCAACGUGGGUGAUGGAAGCAUUCGAAUCAAAUGUGACCAUUCGAAUAAGUUUUGGGUGCGUCAACCAAACAACUGGAUCCUCGCGAACUCAACCGACACAACCACUAACAACAAAGAUACCUUGUUCUGGCCGGUUAAGGUUUCUAAAAACGUCGUGGCACUUCGCAACCUCGGCAAUAACAGUUUCUGCAAGAGAUUCACUCAUGAGAAUAAGGAGCAUUGUCUCAGCGCUCAUUCAAAUACCAUUUCGAGGGAGGCACAACUGGAGAUCGUUGAGCCUAUUAUUUCAAGGGAAAUCUACAAUUGUAAGUAUCGAACUAUGGAUGCUAGAGUGUAUGACGAAAAGGUACUAAAUAUGGCAACCGGGGAAGCUACCAACGGCGCCACGAAAGAGACGAGUAUGGCAGUAAGUUUGAAGUACGUAGUAGAAACAUCUAAAUGUUGGGAAUCUUCGGUCACCGCGGGUUGGGGUGUGACGACAUCUAUCAAAGCUGGCAUUCCUGAAAUUGCAGAAGCUGGAAUCGAAAUCAACUAUAAUGAAGAGAAGAGUCACACGUGGGGAGAAACUAUUACAGAAAUGAAAGAAGUGAUGGUAACAUAUACUGUCAGUGUACCAGCAAAGACAAGGAUGAAAGUCACUCUUCUUGGAACCAAGGCCAAAUGCGAUGUCCCGUUUUCGUACACACGACGAGAUGUUCAAAGGGAUGGAAAACAAGUUAUUACAGACUGUGAUGAUGGCCUUUAUGUUGGAGUCAAUUCCUACAAAUUUGAUUAUCAAAACAAGCCUUUGCCUCUCUGA
Messenger RNA from Benincasa hispida (wax gourd), 1392 nucleotides. RefSeq lists its product as uncharacterized. NCBI's taxonomy places the organism in Eukaryota, Viridiplantae, Streptophyta, Magnoliopsida, Cucurbitales, Cucurbitaceae. The record is from RefSeq and is a predicted model, not a curated record.